AUGAUCUGACCGUGUGUUCGGUGUGUGGAACCCUCCGUCACCCUCUCCUGACCGAAGACUCGUUUAGGAAUGUGUGGCAGAUUGCCUCACCUGUGGUAUCAGACAUCAUAACAUGGGGCUCACCAAGCAGUACCUACGCUAUGUUGCUAGUGCGGUCUUUGGUGUUAUCGGCAGCCAAAAAGGUAAUAUUGUCUUUGUGACACUUCGUGGUGAGAAAGGACGUUAUGUGGCAGUACCAGCUUGUGAACACGUUUUCAUCUGGGACUUAAGGAAAGGAGAGAAGAUUCUUAUCCUUCAGGGGCUUAAACAAGAAGUUACUUGCUUAUGCCCCUCCCCAGAUGGGCUACACUUAGCUGUUGGGUAUGAGGAUGGGUCGAUCCGAAUCUUCAGUCUCCUGAGUGGGGAAGGAAAUGUGACCUUCAAUGGUCACAAAGCAGCUAUCACUACUUUGAAGUAUGAUCAGCUAGGAGGCAGACUGGCAUCUGGGUCCAAGGACACAGAUAUUAUUGUAUGGGAUGUGAUCAAUGAAAGUGGUCUGUACCGUCUAAAGGGGCACAAGGAUGCCAUCACACAAGCAUUGUUUCUACGAGAAAAGAACCUGCUAGUUACUAGUGGGAAAGAUACCAUGGUGAAAUGGUGGGACCUUGAUACUCAGCACUGCUUUAAAACAAUGGUUGGCCACCGGACUGAGGUAUGGGGGUUGGUUCUGGUGUCAGAAGAAAAGCGACUCAUCACUGGGGCCUCAGACAGUGAACUGAGGGUAUGGGACAUAGCUUACCUGCAAGAGAUUGAAGACCCGGAAGAACCAGACCCCAAGAAAAUCAAAGGAUCUUCUCCUGGAAUACAAGAUACUCUUGAGGCAGAGGAUGGUGCCUUUGAGACGGAUGAAGCCCCCAAGGAUCGAAUCCUUUCAUGCAGAAAAGGUGGUUCCAUAAUGCGGGAAGGAAGAGACAGAGUUGUAAACCUUGCAGUCGACAAGACAGGCAGGAUUCUUGCUUGCCAUGGAACUGAUUCUGUGCUAGAAUUGUUUUGUAUCCUUUCCAAAGAGGAAAUUCAGAAGAAAAUGGAUAAGAAGAUGAAGAAAGCUAGAAAGAAAGCAAAAUUACAUUCUUGCAAAGGAGAGGAGGAAGAUCCUGAAGUUAAUGUUGAAAUGAGUCUGCAAGAUGAAAUCCAGCGGGUGACUAAUAUCAAAACUUCUGCCAAAAUCAAAUCCUUUGACUUGAUUCAUUCACCUCAAGGAGAAUUAAAGGCUGUCUUCCUGCUGCAGAACAACCUGGUGGAAUUGUAUUCACUGAAUCCAUCCUUGCCUACUUCUCAGCCUGUCAGGACAAGCAGAAUCACCAUUGGGGGACAUCGCAGUGAUGUGCGGACUUUGUCAUUCAGCUCAGACAAUAUUGCUGUUCUUUCAGCUGCAGCUGAUUCCGUUAAAAUAUGGAACAGGUCUACACUGCAGUGUAUUCGCACAAUGACCUGUGAAUAUGCACUUUGCUCAUUCUUUGUACCUGGUGAUAGACAGGUGAUCAUAGGAACAAAGACAGGGAAGCUGCAGCUUUAUGACUUGGCUUCAGGGAAUCUGCUGGAGACAAUAGACGCACAUGAUGGAGCUUUAUGGUCCAUGUCCCUCUCUCCAGAUCAGCGUGGCUUUGUGACAGGUGGUGCAGAUAAAUCUGUCAAAUUCUGGGAUUUUGAGUUAGUGAAAGAUGAAAAUAGUACCCAAAAGAGACUUUCUGUGAAGCAAACCCGAACGUUGCAACUGGAUGAAGAUGUUCUGUGUGUCAGUUACUCUCCCAAUCAAAAGCUAUUGGCUGUGUCUUUGCUGGACUGUACUGUGAAAAUUUUCUAUGUUGAUACUUUAAAGUUUUUUCUGUCACUGUAUGGACACAAACUGCCUGUUAUAUGCAUGGACAUCUCUUAUGAUGGAGCACUCAUAGCAACUGGCUCCGCUGAUAGGAAUGUGAAAAUCUGGGGUUUGGACUUUGGGGACUGCCACAAGUCUCUCUUUGCACAUGAUGACAGUGUGAUGUACCUACAGUUUGUACCCAAGUCUCACCUCUUCUUCACUGCCGGAAAAGAUCAUAAGAUUAAACAGUGGGAUGCAGACAAAUUUGAACACAUACAGACUCUGGAGGGGCAUCACCAAGAAAUAUGGUGUUUGGCUGUAAGCCCCAGUGGAGACUAUGUUGUAUCAUCGUCCCAUGACAAAUCUCUGAGACUUUGGGAGAGAACAAGGGAGCCUCUUAUUCUUGAGGAAGAAAGGGAGAUGGAAAGAGAAGCAGAAUAUGAGGAGAGUGUGGCCAAAGAAGACCAACCAGCAGUUCCAGGAGAGACUCAAGGCGACAGUUACUUUACUGGAAAGAAAACUAUUGAAACAGUGAAAGCAGCUGAGAGGAUUAUGGAGGCUAUUGAGUUGUACCGAGAAGAAACUGCAAAAAUGAAGGAACACAAAGCCAUUUGUAAAGCUGCAGGGAAAGAGGUUCCACUUCCCAGCAACCCCAUCCUAAUGGCUUAUGGCAGUAUCUCACCUUCAGCUUAUGUAUUAGAGAUUUUUAAAGGGAUCAAGUCAAGUGAGCUGGAAGAAUCUCUACUUGUGCUGCCUUUCUCUUAUGUCCCAGACAUUCUUAAACUCUUUAACGAAUUCAUUCAGCUGGGUUCUGAUGUUGAACUUAUAUGCCGGUGCCUCUUCUUCCUCCUCAGGAUUCACUUUGGACAGAUCACUAGCAAUCAAAUGCUUGUGCCAGUGAUAGAAAAAUUAAGGGAAACAACUAUUUCAAAAGUCAGCCAAGUCCGGGAUGUUAUCGGCUUCAAUAUGGCUGGUCUUGAUUAUCUCAAGAGGGAAUGCGAGGCAAAAAGUGAAGUUAUGUUUUUUGCUGAUGCUACUAGCCACUUGGAAGAGAAGAAGAGGAAGAGGAAAAAGAGGGAGAAGUUGAUUCUAACAUUGACUUAGAACUGAAAUGUGGUAUUUUUUUUUUUUAACUUUUUCCUUAAAAGGACUCCUAAACUAAGCACAGAAGAGUUGGCGUCAUCUUAAAAAUACCAAAUAACAGAAGAUCACAUUGCAGAUGAUAUCAGGAUGUGGUUUUCAGCUUUGCCUGGGGGAAUUCCAACAUGAGAUUAUGGGCUGGCUCCAUUUCUUGGACUUAAAAUUCAUGAUUAGUUUAAAAAUCUUUCUGUGCUCUCAAAGCUUGAGCCUUGCAGCUCAAGCUUGUUGUUCCCUUUGUAUUCUAGCAGGGAAUAAAUAAUUGUUUUAAUUAGGUAUUUGUUUCAUUGGAGUUGAAAUUAACAUUUCAAAAGUUUUUCAUAUUUUUUUAUGGCAGAUGAUUUAUCAUUUAUUUAUAUUAGGUUUUACUGCCUAUUGAGACAACCAGGUGCAUAAUUGAUUGCCCUCUGGCCAUAAAAAUGCAGUAUCAUGGACCCUCCGAGCUAAAAAGGACUGUAAAAAUUACCCAGAACAGCCUCCUCAGACUUAACCUUCUGCAAGUUAUGUCUGUGUAUAAGAAGAUUCUAAUUGCUGUUUAUACUUUUCUGAAUAAAAUAGUUGUUUCUAAUUAAA
Molecule: messenger RNA, 3550 nt
Organism: Nomascus leucogenys (northern white-cheeked gibbon)
Lineage: Eukaryota; Metazoa; Chordata; Mammalia; Primates; Hylobatidae
Gene: WDR3
Product: WD repeat domain 3
Biological process (GO): maturation of SSU-rRNA
Cellular component (GO): small-subunit processome; Pwp2p-containing subcomplex of 90S preribosome
Molecular function (GO): snoRNA binding; protein binding
Source: RefSeq, a predicted model, not a curated record